Messenger RNA from Paramecium primaurelia, 3146 nucleotides. Lineage: Eukaryota; Ciliophora; Oligohymenophorea; Peniculida; Parameciidae. The record is from the annotation of a GenBank genome assembly.
AUGUUCGCAGACGCAUCUGAAAUUUUAUUUUUGGAAGAAUGUUGUAAGUUUACAGUAGAUCCAGCAAAGUAAAUUAAUGCAAUUAUUAUUUUAGAGCUGAUAAAAUGAUAUUUUUGGCUGAUACCUAUAAAUAAUAUUUUCAAGGAAGAACCAAUAUAUUAAUUUCAUAAAAUUAGGAUAUUUUGGAUGCAUGCAUUUUAGAGAGAUUAAAAUAUCCGUAUAUUUUUAUAUUUAAGUAGCUAAACAAAUCCUUAUGUAAAUCUUGUGCAAAUAAAAUAUAAUAUUGAGUAUUUAAAAGGAAGACCUUGGUAUAAUACUCCAGAAAUCGGAAAUCUAAUUGAAUCAUUUAAAAUCAUGGUUUAAAAUUACUUGAUGACAAUUCUAUAAUAUCCUGACUAAUUUUCACCUCAAAGAUGUAUAUCAGACAGAGAGAAGGAGCAAAAUUAAGGUAUUCAUUAUAAAUAUGAAAGAGCUUUAAAAAUUGAUUGCACGGCUUUUUGAUAUUUUUGAUACAACAGGAUUUGAUUCAGAUAUACACAGUUUAUUUAUUUAAAAUAUUCGAGAAAAUUAUGAUGAAAACAUGUUACAUAUACAAAUAAUCUAAUAUUCUAGAAAUUGUAUUUCAAAGGUUUUAAUAAAAGAAUUAAUUUUAGCUUCAUAUUCAUAAUGAUCAAGUGAAUCUUUAUUUUGCAGUAUUCUUACAUUAUUUAAAGGAUAACAAAACCAAAGAGUUAAUUAUGUCUGAUAAAAUUGCUAAAUGGUAAAAAAUUAUAAUUUAAAAUAGGAAUGUAAAAACAGAUAAGGGAGAUAUAUUAGAAAAAGAAUAUUUUUUAGGUCCUAUAUUUACAAUAUCAUUAUUAUAAGAAAAUCAAUAUGUGAGAUAGAGGGCUCAUCAAAAUUUAACAGGUAAAAUGACAAAGAGAUAAUUUCAAAUUCUUCUUAAAUAAUAUUAAUAAGUAGGUCACAAUCAUGUUGAAAGUUUAGUAACAUUGAUAAAAACAUGUCUUUCAAAGAACACAUUUUAAUAAACUAUACAAUUUUUAAAUCAUGUAUGUUUAUGCAAUAAAUUUAAAACAAAAGAAGGAUAUUAACAUAAUAGAUAGAUGAGAAUAAAAUAAAAUGUUUCAUCUGAUGGAUUUCUACUUAAUUUAUAUGAUACUUUAUUAUAUUUAUCAAAUAAAAUAUCAAGUAGAUCAGAUGAUACUUAUACAAAAAUAGAUAAGCAAUUUUGGUAUACUCUUCCUUUUGAGAAUGAAUAAAUGCUUUUAUGUAUUUGAUUUUUAUAAAUUUUAGUUUCUUAAAUACCAUUAAGUAAAUAGAAUUUAUAAAUUGGUAAUGUAAGUUAUUUAUUUUUUUAUACUUUAAAAUAUGUUCAUAUAGGAGUAAUACCAAUUCUUUAGAAAUUGGAAGAUAUGCUUAAAGAAAUGCAAGAUAAUAAAGAACUUUUAGAAUUAUUAGCUGGUCAACCUGAAGAAGCUAGAAUUAAAGCAGAUAUAGAAGCUAUGGAUUCAGAAGUUCAUCAAUUAGAAUUAGUAAUUUUUAACUAUGGAAGAAUUAAAGAUACAAUUUAAUUAUUUGAUACAUUUAUCUAUUUAUUUAAAGAAUGGCUUAAUAUUGAUAAUAUGAUUGAUGGUUAAACAUUAUGGCAGAAACCAGAUAUUUUAAAUUAUAUUCCAGAAUUUGUAAUUAAUGUUAUAAUAGAUUAUAUUCACUUUUAUAUGUAACAUUAUGAAGGUUUUGUUGAUAUUUUUUUUGAUUUUUAAAAAGUAUUGUAUUAUUUUAGAAAUAGUUUACGUUUUUUGCAGAACUUGGAAUGUAUUUUAUUCAUUUACCAAUUGCAACAAAUAAAUAUUUAGCUGGAAAAUUUAUUGAAAUGAUAUUUUUUUAUACUAGGGUUACGAAAAAUAUAGCUAACAUACCUUUAAUAUUUAUUUCAAAUAGUUUAAUAAAAGACAAUUUACUUUUAGGACUAAUAAAAUAAUAUUCAGCAGUUGCAGAAACAGGAGCAAAUAAUCAAUUUUAUGCUAAAUUUUAAUACAGAUUAUAUAUUAAUGAAAUUCUAUUCUAAUUAAUGUAGAUAGAUAUUUAUUAAAAUUAAAUAAAAAAAUAUAUAGAAUGUGAAUCAGGUCAAAGAUUAAUAAAACAUAUGAUAAGUGAUAUGAAUUAUGGUUUUGAAGAGAUAUGGACUACAUAUUUAGAAACAUAUCAAAAAAAAUUAAAAGAUGCUCCUAAUAGUUUAUAAGAAAAAUACAAUAAAAAGCGAGAAUUAGAUUUGAUUAAAAGUUAAAUUAAAUCAAAUUUAUAAAAUAUGAAAUCUAAUUUGAAGUUAUUAGUUGAAUUUAGUUUCCAUAUUCCAAAAGUUUUAAUGAAUGAAGGUAAUAUUAUUAAUUAAAUAAAUAGUUUUCUAAGAAAUGAUAUUAAAAAUGAUUAAUUAUUAUCUUGAUAAUUUAUUAAAUGAAAGACUUAAAGAAAAAUUAGAUUCUUUAAAAAAAAUUGCUGAAAAAGAAUUUAGAUUAGAAACAUUUCUAACACUAAUAGGAACAUUUUUUGCAAAUGUUUAUAAUCAAAAAAAAGUUGUGAGUAUCCUUGUAAAAGAUGAUAGAUCUUAUAAUAUAGAAAAUUUUUUAAAAUUAGAAUAUUUUUUUAGAUAGAAAAUUGCUGGAUAAUAAGAGAAGGUUGAAAGAUUAAGUAAAUUUAUUGAAACUUUGUAACUUAAAUCAGAAAAAAAAAAAUUUAUGGAAAGUAUUUUAGAAUAGACACAGAUUCCAGAAAGAUUUUAAGAUCCUAUAAAUGGAGAAGUAUAAAUUAAUAUUUUAAUUUAGUUAAUGAGAGAUCCUGUUUUAUUACCAUAAUCUAAAGAAAUAAUGGAUAGAAAAGUUAUUGUCACUGCAUUAUUAGAAAAAAAAUAAGAUCCAUUCACUGCUACUCCUUUAGAUACUAAAGAUUUAAUUCCUUAACCAGAACUAAAAAAGGAGAUAGAAAUAUGGCUUACUGAAAUUAAGAGACAAAGAGAUCUUAAAGUCUAAGAAGCUUAAAAAAAUAAGAUACAAACUGAAAUUUAGUUUUAAUAAUCUUAAAGCUUUAAUUUAUAGGAUGAUGAAGAUGAUCUAAAAGUAUAUAAAGGGAAUAAAUAUGAAGAUGAUUGA